CCUUGGUAUUAUUCAGCACAAGCUUCUACUGCAAUUACCUUAUUUAUUUUAUUAAACACCAUUAAUUUUUUUUCUAUACGUAUAAAAGAUUUUUUUUGGCAUUUGCCCGCGAAAAUGUUGAAAGUGAUUCUACUAUCCUGUCUCUUAACUCUGUUUUUCGACUCUCAUAACUGCUGGAUCAUAAACGAUAUAAAUAUAAAAAUGUUAUCGAGAAGUGCUAUGAACAACGAUGUUCUUGAAGAUCAAUUAGUCGACGAAACUACCAUAUCACAGAAAAAUAUCAAUUUGAUUUAUCCCGGAACGAAAUGGUGUGGCGCCGGCAAUAUAGCAGAUAAUUAUGAUGACUUAGGGACUGAAAGAGAAGCAGAUAUAUGUUGCCGGGACCAUGACAACUGUCCUGACACCAUACCUGGAGGGCAAACCAAGUAUAAUCUGACUAACGAAGUGUUUUAUACCAGAUUGAGUUGCAAAUGCGAUAACAAAUUCCUGAAAUGUUUGCGAUCAGCUAAAACGAAGACUGCUAAAUACAUCGGAAUGAUAUACUUCAACGCAUUGCAAACUAAAUGCUUCAGGAACGACUAUCCAGUUACCGAGUGCAAGAAACGAGGAGGAUGGCUCAACUCAAAAUGUUUGGAAUACUCUUACGAUAAAACCGGUGAAAAGAAAUACCAAUGGUUUGAAGUGCCAGACUUUUAAAGAAGAUACACCCUAUCAAUCGAUAUCAAGACAAUAUUUCAAUAAUAUGUGUAAAUUAAUAUACUAAUUUAUUAUUCAAUAGUACGGCAGCUCUAAAUGAGAAAGCAACUAAAUUAAAAACUAGUCAAAGAUGCGUUAUUUAUUAUAUCUAAACGUUAAAAAGUUAUGUUGUAAAAACGGACUAAACCUGAAACGGAACUUUCUACCCAGUGCCACGAAAAUUGCGCUUGCACAAUCUCUUUUAUCUACUUCCUAUCCUUGAAUAUGCCAAUGCCAGCUAUCUCGACCUCAGAGUGGACCAACUAGAUAAACUUGAACGACUUCAUAAUGUAAAUAUGUGUAUGUCUUGUUUAUUUGCUUAUACUUGUAUAUAUACCGAUUUAAUCAUUAUUUGUACGUCGACUACCCGUAAUCUAUUCAAAAUCAUCUCCAUCCAAAGGUUGUCUGUAAGAGAUUGCUUUUGAGCGAUAAGGCCUGUUGUACUCACACAUAUUUGUUUGUAAUGUCCUUGUCUAUGUUUGUUUUGGUGUACAAUAAAGAAUCUAUCUAAACCUGUUAAAAGUUAUUUCUGUAGAAAAACGGCCAAAGAGAGAUAAAAGUUAUGAUGAGGACCUAAAUAUUUAAAUAAAUAAAUGAGUUUUAUUAAA
This is a messenger RNA of Helicoverpa armigera (cotton bollworm), 1343 nucleotides long. Its product is annotated as phospholipase A2. The record is from RefSeq and is a predicted model, not a curated record. Bases 115 to 696 code for a protein of 193 amino acids. The transcript is spliced from 4 exons. Gene Ontology annotation, biological process: arachidonate secretion; phospholipid metabolic process. NCBI's taxonomy places the organism in Eukaryota, Metazoa, Arthropoda, Insecta, Lepidoptera, Noctuidae.